Ceratotherium simum simum (southern white rhinoceros) is the source of this 4074-nucleotide messenger RNA. RefSeq names its product ATPase phospholipid transporting 8B2 (gene ATP8B2). Lineage: Eukaryota; Metazoa; Chordata; Mammalia; Perissodactyla; Rhinocerotidae. The record is from RefSeq and is a predicted model, not a curated record. Gene Ontology annotation, cellular component: plasma membrane; trans-Golgi network. Gene Ontology annotation, biological process: phospholipid translocation; Golgi organization. Gene Ontology annotation, molecular function: ATP hydrolysis activity; magnesium ion binding; ATPase-coupled intramembrane lipid carrier activity.
GCGGGCGGCCCCGAGAAUGGCGGGGGCUGCAGGUGGGGCGCGCGCCCGACGGCCGGGGAUCCCCUCUGAGCGGCCGCAGCUCCUGCGCCUCCCGGGAGGGCCGCCCCAUCGGCGCCACUGAGGCAAAGGACAGACAGACAGUCCACCCUUCCCCGCUCAAACUGGGAUCAUGACGGUCCCCAAGGAGAUGCCCGAGAAGUGGGCCCGGGCCGGGGUGCCUCCUUCCUGGAGCCGAAAGAAGCCCUCUUGGGGGACAGAAGAAGAAAGGAGGGCGCGGGCCAAUGACCGAGAAUACAAUGAGAAAUUCCAGUAUGCGAGUAACUGCAUCAAGACCUCCAAGUACAAUAUUCUCACUUUCCUGCCUGUCAACCUCUUUGAGCAGUUCCAGGAAGUUGCCAAUACCUACUUCCUGUUCCUUCUCAUUCUGCAGUUGAUCCCACAGAUCUCGUCCCUGUCCUGGUUCACCACCAUUGUGCCUUUGGUUCUUGUCCUCACCAUCACAGCUGUUAAAGAUGCCACUGAUGACUAUUUCCGCCACAAGAGUGAUAACCAGGUGAAUAACCGUCAGUCUCAGGUGCUGAUCAAUGGAAUCCUCCAGCAAGAGCAGUGGAUGAAUGUCUGUGUUGGUGAUAUUAUCAAGCUAGAAAAUAACCAGUUUGUGGCGGCGGAUCUCCUCCUCCUUUCCAGCAGUGAGCCCCAUGGGCUGUGUUACAUAGAGACAGCAGAACUCGAUGGAGAGACCAACAUGAAAGUGCGUCAGGCGAUUCCAGUUACCUCGGAAUUGGGAGACAUCAGUAAGCUUGCCAAGUUUGAUGGUGAAGUGAUCUGCGAACCUCCCAACAACAAGCUAGACAAAUUCAGCGGAACCCUCUACUGGAAGGAGAACAAGCUCCCCCUGAGCAACCAGAACAUGCUGCUGCGGGGCUGCGUGCUGCGAAACACCGAGUGGUGCUUCGGGCUGGUCAUCUUUGCAGGUCCUGACACUAAGCUGAUGCAGAACAGCGGCAGGACAAAGUUCAAGAGAACAAGUAUUGAUCGCCUAAUGAAUACACUGGUGCUCUGGAUUUUUGGAUUCCUGGUCUGCAUGGGGGUGAUCCUGGCCAUUGGCAAUGCCAUCUGGGAGCACGAGGUUGGGAUGCGCUUCCAGGUCUACCUGCCCUGGGAUGAGGCGGUGGACAGUGCCUUUUUCUCUGGCUUCCUCUCGUUCUGGUCCUACAUCAUCAUCCUCAACACUGUCGUGCCCAUAUCACUCUAUGUCAGUGUGGAAGUCAUCCGCCUGGGCCACAGCUACUUCAUCAACUGGGAUAAGAAGAUGUUCUGCAUGAAGAAGCGGACGCCCGCAGAGGCCCGCACCACCACUCUGAAUGAGGAGCUGGGCCAGGUGGAGUACAUCUUCUCUGACAAGACGGGCACACUCACUCAGAACAUCAUGGUCUUCAACAAGUGCUCCAUCAAUGGCCGCAGCUAUGGUGAUGUGUUUGAUGUCCUGGGACACAAAGCUGAAUUGGGAGAGAGGCCUGAACCCGUCGACUUCUCCUUCAAUCCCCUGGCUGACAAGAAGUUCUUAUUUUGGGACCCCACCCUCUUGGAGGCUGUCAAGAUGGGGGACCCCCACACGCAUGAGUUCUUCCGCCUCCUUUCCCUCUGUCAUACCGUCAUGUCAGAAGAAAAGAACGAAGGGGAGCUGUACUACAAAGCCCAGUCCCCGGAUGAGGGGGCCCUGGUCACUGCAGCCAGAAACUUUGGUUUUGUAUUUCGGUCUCGUACCCCCAAAACCAUCACCGUCCACGAGAUGGGCACAGCCAUCACCUACCAGCUGCUGGCCAUCCUAGACUUCAACAAUAUCCGCAAGCGGAUGUCAGUCAUAGUACGGAAUCCAGAGGGGAAGAUCCGACUCUACUGCAAAGGGGCUGACACUAUCCUGCUGGACAGACUCCACCACUCUACCCAAGAGCUGCUCAACACCACUACUGACCACCUGAAUGAAUACGCAGGGGAAGGGCUGAGGACCCUGGUACUGGCCUACAAGGAUCUGGAUGAAGAGUACUAUGAGGAGUGGGCUGAGAGACGACUCCAAGCCAGCCUGGCCCAGGACAGCCGGGAGGACAGGCUGGCCAGCAUCUAUGAGGAGGUUGAGAGCGACAUGAUGCUUCUAGGUGCAACAGCCAUUGAGGACAAACUUCAGCAAGGAGUUCCGGAGACCAUCGCCCUCCUGACUCUGGCCAACAUCAAGAUUUGGGUGCUAACCGGAGACAAACAAGAGACGGCCGUGAACAUUGGCUAUUCCUGCAAGAUGCUGACGGACGACAUGACGGAGGUGUUCAUAGUCACUGGCCACACUGUCCUGGAAGUGCGGGAGGAGCUCAGGAAAGCCCGGGAGAAGAUGAUGGACUCGUCCCGCACCAUAGGCAAUGGCUUCACCUACCAGGAGAAACUUUCUUCUUCCAAGCUUACUUCUGUCCUGGAAGCUGUCGCUGGGGAGUACGCCCUGGUCAUCAAUGGGCACAGCCUAGCCCAUGCAUUAGAGGCAGACAUGGAGCUAGAGUUUCUGGAAACAGCCUGUGCCUGCAAAGCUGUCAUCUGCUGCCGGGUGACCCCUUUGCAGAAGGCACAAGUGGUGGAACUGGUUAAGAAGUACAAGAAGGCUGUGACACUUGCCAUUGGGGAUGGAGCCAAUGAUGUCAGCAUGAUCAAAACGGCCCACAUUGGUGUGGGCAUCAGCGGGCAGGAAGGGAUCCAGGCUGUCCUGGCCUCUGAUUACUCCUUCUCCCAGUUCAAGUUCCUGCAGCGCCUCCUGCUGGUGCACGGGCGCUGGUCCUACCUGCGCAUGUGCAAGUUCCUCUGCUAUUUCUUCUACAAGAACUUUGCUUUCACGAUGGUCCACUUCUGGUUUGGCUUCUUCUGCGGCUUCUCGGCCCAGACCGUCUAUGACCAGUAUUUCAUUACCCUUUAUAACAUCGUGUACACCUCCCUCCCGGUCCUGGCUAUGGGGGUCUUCGAUCAGGAUGUCCCAGAGCAGCGGAGCAUGGAGUAUCCCAAGCUGUAUGAGCCAGGCCAGCUGAACCUCCUCUUCAACAAGCGGGAGUUCUUCAUCUGCAUCGCCCAGGGCAUCUACACCUCCGUGCUCAUGUUCUUCAUCCCCUACGGGGUGUUUGCUGAGGCCACUCGGGAUGAUGGCACUCAGCUGGCCGACUACCAGUCCUUUGCAGUCACUGUGGCUACUUCACUGGUCAUUGUGGUCAGCGUGCAGAUUGGGCUGGAUACAGGCUACUGGACAGCCAUCAACCACUUCUUCAUCUGGGGCAGCCUAGCUGUUUACUUUGCCAUCCUCUUUGCCAUGCACAGCAAUGGGCUCUUCGACAUGUUUCCAAACCAGUUCCGGUUUGUAGGUAAUGCCCAGAACACCCUGGCCCAGCCCACGGUGUGGCUGACCAUCGUGCUCACCACGGUUGUCUGCAUUAUGCCUGUGGUUGCCUUUCGAUUCCUCAAGCUGCACCUGAAGCCCGAUCUCUCUGACACGGUCCGCUACACCCAGCUGGUGCGGAAGAAGCAGAAGGCCCAGCACCGCUGCAUGCGGCGUGUGGGUCGCACAGGUUCCCGGCGCUCAGGCUACGCCUUCUCCCACCAGGAGGGCUUCGGGGAACUCAUUAUGUCUGGCAAAAACAUGCGGCUCAGCUCCCUUGCGCUCUCCAGCUUUACCACCCGCUCCAGCUCCAGCUGGAUUGAGAGCCUGCGCAGGAAAAAGAGUGACAGUGCCAGCAGCCCCAGCGGAGGGGACAAGCCCCUCAAGGGUUGAAGGCUGGGACUGGGACACCCCCAUGCUGGUGAUCAGAGCACACAGGGCUGGCCGGCCGCCGAGAGGACAGCGUCUAAUAACUGCGGGUCCUCAUCCCUUGCCUCUCCUAUCUCCCCUGGUAGACUCUGUCCUGUUGAUCCCACCAGGAAUGGCUGGGGCAUCCCCAGCUAUGGGCCCUCCCACCAGCUGGGAGGGUGGAGGGGGCAGGCCCCAAGGGCAGCUUAGGGGCAUCAUCGAGAACCAGCCCCAGUCGGGGACCAGAUGUGGAACCAAAAACA